AUGAACACAAUAGACAACAAUCAAUUUGAGGUAAAAUCUGCUAAAAGAAAGAUUGAAGCAGGACCAAACGUUUAUCUCAAUCCAGCACUGGAUCUCCUUGCUAACGAAGAUCCUAUGGUUAACACUGCCAUGGAAGUAACACCAAACAAAAGACGUAAGCGGACCAAAAGUUGUGAUGUAGUUACUUUUGAAAACAGUGCAUUAGAUUUAGGCAUAAGCAAAUCUGCAGUGAAUGAAUUUUUACAAAGAGAACUUCACAAUGUACGUAAAAAUGUAAAAAAAAAUGAAACUCCUAUUAAACCUAUGAAAACCCUAAGUAUUGAGCCUAUAUAUGCUAAUUUAAGUGAAAUAACACAAAAUAAUUUAAAUAAUACUAUUGUCGUGCCCAAACAGAGUAUUGAUAAUACAAACUUAGAAACAGUUGAUAGUGCAUUAGAAAUUGACUCUGGGAUAUCAGUUCUUGAACAUAAAUCAUUAAACACAGCUACAUUUAAUGGUGAUUUAGAUAAUAAUGACAUAUCAGCAAUAAAUAGCACUACUAAUAUACAGACUAAUGUGACUAACCAAAUAUUCGUAAAUAACUCGAGUAACCUAAAUUUAAGCUUCAUAGAUAGACUAGCUUUAGACUCUCCAUGUACUUCAAACCAAUCUUUAUACUUUGAUGAUGAUUUGAAUGAAAGUAAUAUAAUGGAAAUUAAAACAAUCACAAUUAUAACCAAAAAGAAAUUAGUGCCAAAUAAGAAAAAUACAAAUCCAUUUCUAGAUCCAAAUUUAAACGUAAAUGAAGUAGCUGUUGGGGAAAAUCCUUUUUUAGAUCAAAAUGAAACAAAUGUUGAGUCAGAAUAUAAUGCUGAAGCAAUAAAUGUGUCAUUGAAUAACUCACUGAAUGUAAUAGUACCAAGGAAAUUGUUUAUAUCUGAUACAAACAGUACAAUUUCAACGGUAAACGAAUCAGUGAACACUGAAUGUCAUGAAUAUGAAAAUAUAGAUAGCUAUCGUUCUGAGAGUCCUAUAUAUGAAAACAUAGGGGAAGACAUACCAGAUACUUUUAAUAAGCAAAGUAAAAUAUUAGGUUUUGAUGUUUCACAAUUUAGCGCUGUUGAUAUAAUGAAUUUGAAUAAAAAUUGCCCAGCAAAUAAUUCUAACGAAUCCAACGACAGUAAAAGAGAUUUAAAACAUAACUUAUUUAAAGUCAGCAAUAAACUAUCAAAGAAAGUUUUUAAGACUUUGAAAAAGAAAUUUAAAGGCGAGAAAGUGGAACAUAAUACCACCUUAAAUCCAUAUGAAGUUCCACGAAAACCUCCAAAACAGAAAUUAGACAAAAAAGAUUCCGGUAUAGCUAAUCCAGCAUUGAACUUGGAUAAUUCUGAUGAAAUUGAAAUUGAAGAACUUGAAGAUGAACAUGAAUAUGAAACAAUUAAAACAAUAAGAAAUACUCGUUUAAACACAAAUGUUACUCCAUUAAAAGAAAAAAAUGAUGAUAAUUGUGAUCUGUCCCGCAGUUCAUAUACUCCAGGCAAGAAAGUGAGGUUUGACUCUACAUUGAAUAAAGAAAAAAUAAUAACUGGCAACAGUUUUGACUGCGACAUUCAAAGUCCAGGAUUUGAUAGUAAAAUUGAUAAAUAUCAUGAUGAAUUGGAGAAUUGUAUUAAUGAGAGGAAAUUUUUGCAGCAAAAUAUG
Messenger RNA from Brenthis ino (lesser marbled fritillary), 1680 nucleotides. Lineage: Eukaryota; Metazoa; Arthropoda; Insecta; Lepidoptera; Nymphalidae. The record is from the annotation of a GenBank genome assembly.